Acanthosepion pharaonis is the source of this 483-nucleotide messenger RNA. Lineage: Eukaryota; Metazoa; Mollusca; Cephalopoda; Sepiida; Sepiidae. The record is from the annotation of a GenBank genome assembly.
AUGGAAAAAAAAAAAAUCAACCUCUCUAUAUUCUCUAUCUUUGUAGCCUGUCUUUACGCAACUGUAGCGUUACCAAUUUGUCUACGAAGCUAUAUUCCUUACUUCUCUCAUCCUUGUUACAUCAUUAACCUGUUUUUUAAUCUAUCUAUCUAUCUAUCUAUCUAUCUAUCUAUCUAUCUAUCUAUCUAUCUAAGACUUUUUUUAAUCUAUCUAUCUAUCUAUCUAUCUAUCUAUCUAUCUAUCUAUCUAUCUAUCUUUGCCUUCAAAACAAAACUGCUUUCAUUUAAUUAUCCCAGAGAAGCUUUUUUUGUAUCUAUCUUUUGGCCCGCCCAUCCAUCCAUCCAUCCAUCCAUCCAUCCAUCCAUCCAUAAACCAACCAAUCUAUCUAUCUAUCUAUCUAUCUAUCUAUCUAUCUAUCUAUCUAUCUUAACUCUGGCUAUUAUCAAGACUUGUACGAAUAUCUAUCUAUCUAUCUAUCUAUAG